Molecule: messenger RNA, 1257 nt
Organism: Caenorhabditis angaria
Lineage: Eukaryota; Metazoa; Nematoda; Chromadorea; Rhabditida; Rhabditidae
Source: the annotation of a GenBank genome assembly
AUGAAAAUGAAGAUUUUAGUCCUAUCAUUUUUGAUAGCUGCAAAAGUUUCCGCCGAAUUGUUCUAUGAUUCUGAAAAUUGUCUUCGAAAUCACUUCAAAAAGUUGAAUUUGGAUUAUUCGGAGGUUUUGGGAGCUCUGAAAAAUCGUGAGCUCAGAAGCGAAUUGAUAGCGGAGAACAAGUUCAUUGCGGGUUAGUUUUAGCUAUCCUGGUGCAAAUAGUUAUUUUUUCAGAUUUGUAUAAAUCUCAUAGAUCUUAUGAAAAAUCUGUUGAAGAACGGAGAUUUGCAAAUAUUGAGAGUGAAACUGACAAAACUUUAGAUGAUGACUGGGAUAUUUUUGAGUUGUGUGAAAUGGAUGCAAAGAUUUAUAGUGAGUUACCCAACAAAAAAUGUGUUCAAAACAAUUCCUUCAGCGGCAUUGUAUGCUGCUUAUUUGACUAGUUUGGUAAAAGAAGACAAUUUUCAAAUGGAAUAUAAUAGGAUUUCUGAAGAGAAAAGGAAGGAGUUGGAUAGACGAAGAAUUCAAGAAGACGAAGAAGAAGAGUAUGAGAAAUUUAUGAAAGAAUUCAAAGAGGCAGAAGAAGAGGCAAAGAAAUCGGCCUCAAUUAGUUCAACAAUAACAUCUACAAUUUCUACCACAGCUCCAGAAUUGAUUACAGAAAGCACUGAUUUCAUUGAUACCUCUUACACAGUAAAUCAAAUCAGUUCCCCCUCCUUUUUUAAUCGAAAAUUUUUAUUAUAGGCUAUCCGUGUUUCUGGUAAAUUUCGGUGCGGUUCAGAGCCAACCGGUUUUGUCGAGGUCCGACUCUGGCAUUACAACUCCUCUCACAUGAAGAACAAUGAACUGGAUUACUCGAAACUUAACGAAUCUGGUAUACUUUUAGACGAAGUCAAAACAAGCAGCAACGGAAAAUUCAUUUUAUCGGGUUAUGUGAAAAAUAGAAUGAACCCAGUGUUCGAAAUGUUUCAUAAAACACGUUUGUUCCGACAUAUUCCGAGGGAAUAUAUUAGUGCCGGCCAAUACUCAGAUAACGAUUAUGUUAUUGAUAUGGAUCUAUGUGAUGAAGGUUCAGCAACUAUAAUGAGUUCCACGACAACAUCUACAACUUCCACCACGACUCCAGCGCCAAUUACAACAACCAUUGAAGAUAUAGAUUCUUCAUACAGGGUAACUCAGCCCCUAUAUGUUAUUUUUUUCAUUUAAAAUCAUAAUUUCUAGUCCGUCGCAGUUGCUGGUCAAGUUUUGUGCGAAGACUAA